AUAGAAAUGGCUAGGCUUCGAAGUAGCAAGCGUAAUUCUUCCUCUAGAUCAUACACAUCAACACUAACCACCAUAGCCUUCAUAGCAUUGUGUGCUAUAGGUGUUUGGAUGCUAACUUCAAACCCACAGGUUACUCCACAAACCACAACUCACGUCGCCAAACCAGUCAUUACCACCACCACUGACAUUGCCGCCGACGCGGAUGUUUCAAUCUCCAAUGAGGUAGAACACACUGAAUCCAGGAGCAAAAAGGACACCCAUGUUUAUGAAGACAAUCCAGGAGAUCUUCCCGAUGAUGCUAUCAAAUCCGACGAGCUUAAAAGCAAUGAUGACAGUGACAAUAAAGAAGAAAGUAACUACGGGAAACAGGAAACGGAUGGUGGUGAUAGUAAGGCUGAUCAAGAGAGCUCAUCACAGGAUUUAAAGGGAGAAGGAUCUGGUGAGGAGCAGCAGAAACAGGAGGAAAGACAGAAUCAGAUAUCUGAAGAAAGUUCACACACUCAAAAUCGACAAGCUGAUCAAACCAGCCAAGAAAGUUCUCAAUCUGAAGGUAGCCAGGAAGCAAGUGUCAAUCAAGAACAAGAAACAAAUGCCAGCCAAGAAGAAAAAACGAAUGACAAUCAAGAACAAGAGCAAAGUACAGUAUCUGAAACUGAUGAUAGUAAUUCACAUGAUUCUAUAAAUAAGAAUGAAGAACAAGAUCAAGCACAACAGCAACAGCAACAGCAACAAGAAGAUGUCGAAAACAGUAGUAAGGAUUUACAGGAUUCUCAGAACCAAGAAUCAAAAGAAGACCAACAACAAGGUUCUGGACUCGAUGAAAACAAUCAAGAAUCUGAUCACAAUGAGAAAACAUAUGAAGAGCAACAACAAGAGCAAAGAAUAGAAGAUACUGGAGGUCAGAAUUCUUCUCAAGAAUCCCAAAAAGAGGUAUCUGAAGAAGAUAAAAAACAAAGAAUACAACAGCAGCAGCAGCAACAACAAAAACAAGAUGUUGAAGAUAGUAGUAAGGAUUUACAGGAUUCUCAGAACCAAGAAUCGAAAGAAGACGAGCAACAACAAGGUUCUGGACUCAAUGAAAACAAUCAAGAAUCGAAUCAAAAUGAAAAACCAUUUGAAGACCAACAACAACAAGAUAGUACUGUAAUCAAUGAAAGCAAUCAAGAAUCUGAUCAAAAUGAGAAAACUUAUGAUGAGCAACAACAAGAGCAAAGACAAGAGGAUACUGAGGUUCAUGAUUCUUCUCAAGAAUCCCAAAAUGAGGUAUCUGAAGAAGAUCAAAAACAAAGAAUACAACAGCAGCAGCAGCAGCAACAGCAUCAACAAACACAUGAUCAAGAAACCGAACAAGAAUCUCAGGUGGAUAGCAACACAAACCAAGAAACCAAGCAGGAAUCAAGCUCGGGCGAGUCAGCAUUUCCAGGUGGCGGGAACCCAGGAAUACCAAAAGAAUCAAAGGAGUCAUGGUCAACUCAAGCAGCAGAGUCAGAGAAUCAAAAGGAGAGAAGGAAGGAGGAAUCAGACGGUAAUGACAGCAUGUAUGGGUACACUUGGCAGCUCUGUAAUGUCACUGCAGGUCCUGAUUAUAUACCUUGUUUAGAUAAUGAAAAGGCCUUAAGACAACUACAUACAACCGGACACUUUGAACAUAGAGAGAGGCAUUGUCCUGAGCUUGGACCCACUUGUUUGGUUCCACUUCCUCAAGGUUACAAAAGACCCAUCACAUGGCCUCAAAGUAGAGACAAGAUAUGGUAUCACAAUGUACCUCAUCCAAAAUUGGCAGAGGUCAAAGGUCAUCAAAAUUGGGUUAAGGUUACUGGUGAGUUCUUGACCUUCCCUGGUGGUGGAACUCAGUUCAUACAUGGAGCUCUUCACUAUAUUGAUUUUGUUCAACAGGCUGUGCCCAAAAUUAAAUGGGGAAAGCACACUAGAGUGAUACUGGAUGUUGGGUGUGGAGUUGCAAGCUUUGGUGGUUAUAAUUUUGAAAGGGAUGUUCUUACAAUGUCUUUUGCACCCAAAGAUGAACAUGAAGCUCAAGUCCAAUUUGCCCUUGAAAGAGGAAUACCUGCAAUAUCUGCUGUCAUGGGUUCCCAGCGUCUCCCGUUCCCUAGUAGGGUCUUUGAUCUCAUCCACUGUGCGCGUUGUCGAGUCCCUUGGCAUGCAGAAGGUGGCAAGCUACUUUUAGAAUUGAAUCGCCUUCUCCGGCCUGGAGGUUAUUUUGUCUGGUCAGCAACUCCUGUUUACCAAAAGCUUCAGGAAGAUGUGGAGAUAUGGCAAGCUAUGUCUGCGUUGACGGUAUCUAUGUGUUGGGAGCUUGUGACUAUCAAGAAAGAUAAACUUAACGGUAUCGGUGCUGCCAUCUACAGAAAACCUACCACAAAUAAUUGCUAUGAUCAAAGAAUCAAGAACAGCCCUCCAAUGUGUGAUAAUGAUGACGAUGCAAAUGCUGCCUGGUAUGUGCCUCUGCAGGCAUGCAUGCACCGGGUACCUCGUUCUAAAUCUCAGAGAGGGGGUAAAUGGCCAGAGGAUUGGCCUGAAAGACUACAAAUACCUCCUUACUGGCUAAAGAGCUCUCAGAUGGGGAUCUAUGGUAAGCCAGCUCCUCAAGAUUUUGAAGCAGAUUAUGAACAUUGGAAACAUGUCGUCAGCAACUCAUACAUGAAGGGAUUGGGUAUCAGCUGGUCCAACGUCAGGAAUAUAAUGGAUAUGAGAGCCGUUUAUGGGGGGUUUGCAGCAGCUCUCAAGGAUCUUAAGGUCUGGGUGUUCAAUGUAGUGAACACAGACUCUCCAGAUACACUACCGAUAAUUUAUGAGAGAGGUCUUUUUGGGAUAUACCAUGAUUGGUGCGAAUCCUUCAGCACAUACCCUCGAACUUACGACCUCCUACAUGCUGAUCAUCUCUUCUCAAAGCUGAAAAAAAGGUGCCAGCUUGCUCCUGUAUUGGCAGAAGUUGAUAGAAUCGCAAGACCUGGAGGUAAACUGAUUGUUCGUGAUGAGUCAAGUGCAAUUGAGGAAGUGGAGAACUUGUUGAAGUCUCUGCAUUGGGAGGUUCAUCUAAUCUUCUCCAAGGACCAAGAAGGUUUACUCAGCGCACAAAAAGGUGAAUGGCGACCACAGACAUAUGCAGCUUUCACCUGAUCACGAAGAGAUACGACAUCUGGCUCAUAAUCGUGUGCUGCCCCUUCUGAACAGUUCAUUGACCUGCAAAUUGCAACUUACUGUAGCACUUUGCUUUCUUUGGAAUGUAAAGUCUUCUUCUAAAAUACAGCUAGGUAAAUGUAUUUGUUGUUGUCUUGUAAAACUUACAGUACAAGAAUCUCUGCGUAGAAUUAUAAUAGGCCAACAGGCGAAAUUUUGCACCAGAAA
This is a messenger RNA of Populus trichocarpa (black cottonwood), 3366 nucleotides long. RefSeq names its product probable methyltransferase PMT27. The record is from RefSeq and is a predicted model, not a curated record. The transcript is spliced from 8 exons. Gene Ontology annotation, cellular component: cytoplasm; endosome; trans-Golgi network. Lineage: Eukaryota; Viridiplantae; Streptophyta; Magnoliopsida; Malpighiales; Salicaceae. The annotation marks the transcript as partial. Gene Ontology annotation, molecular function: methyltransferase activity.